Molecule: messenger RNA, 1384 nt
Organism: Myotis davidii
Lineage: Eukaryota; Metazoa; Chordata; Mammalia; Chiroptera; Vespertilionidae
Gene: SPEGNB
Product: CAVP-target protein
Exons: 5
Coding region: 570-1289 (239 amino acids)
Molecular function (GO): protein binding
Source: RefSeq, a predicted model, not a curated record
AUACCAGCCAGCACCUUCAGAUGUCCUCCUCCCUCCCUGGCCCUCCUGGCCCCUUAUCUCUCCCUUAUUCCUAGAGGGAAGGGAGACUUCAGUCUGCUUUUCCCUCUGACAUUUCUGGAAUCCUGGCGAGACCCUGAAUCCUCACCACAACCCUCUAACCACACUCUGGUGGUCCCCACCUUUUCUCACAUGUUCCAUCAUCACACCUUGGAAGAUGCCAGGCUCUGAAAUGGACCGGCCCACACCCCAAUCCUGGCUCAGCCUUCUUUCUGCAGUGCUUCCCAGCUCUGGUCCUGGUGCCCCAAGCAGAGGGAAUUUUAUCAUGAUGCGAGCAGGUGGUGUGAAGAGCUGCACAGGAGCCCAGGACAGGCCCACCCCCCAUGCUCUCAGUGUCAGACCACAAAUCAGCUGUGAGUUCUCUGGGCAGUGUGUCUGCUGUGAUGAUGCUACAGACGAGCAUUUUCCUAGACCCCAGGGACACCCAGACUGGACCUUCUGAUCCCCAUGGCAAGCUGCUGUGAAGUCUGCUGGGGGUGAAGGCACCUCGACUCUGGCUGCAGUGCCACAGAAUGAUGUCCAAAGCGGCUCCCGCCAAAAAGCCGGCGGCCACGGCCCCGCCUCCGGGAUGUAGCCUGGACAUCAACGACCCCCAGGUCCAGAAAGCGGCCAUUCGUAUCCAGGCCUCUUACCGGGGCCACAGGUCCCGGAAGGAGCUGCGGGAGACCGGGCCGCCGCGCGUGCUGGAACCGCUGAAGGACGUGGUGCUGAUCGAGGGCAGCGCGGCCAAGCUGACUUGCCGCAUUUCGGCUUUCCCGGACCCAUUCAUCCGCUGGAGCAAGGACGGCAAGGAGCUGCGCGACGGGCCCAAGUAUCGCUACAUCUUCGAGGACCCUGACGUAGUCGCGUUGGUGGUGCGCGAUGGCGAGCUGGCGGACCUCGGCCAGUACAGCAUCAACGUAACCAACCCCUUCGGCCAGUGCUCCGACUCGGCGCGCAUCCUCGUGGAAGUCCCGGCGAAAAUUCAAAAGGGACCGGACAACACCAAGGCGCGCAAAGGCACCACCGUGACGCUGACUGCGGCGAUCAUGGGCGAGCCUGCGCCCAACGUGGGCUGGACCAAGGACGGCAAGGACAUCGAGGAGGAUGACAGGGUUUACUUCGAGAUCGGCAGCACCAACACAACGCUGACCAUCCGCCGGGCCACCCCGCAGGACAGCGGCAAGUACGAGGUGUACGUGGAGAACAGUCUGGGCAUGGACCAGAGCUUCGCUCGCGUGGACGUGGCCUGAAAAGGACCCUCGGAACUUUCGCUCUGUCUCCACGCCUUGGGGUGGGUGGGACUAACAACCCCCUUCUUCUUGCUUAAUAAAGCUGCUCUCUCGGA